Linnemannia hyalina is the source of this 2130-nucleotide messenger RNA. The record is from the annotation of a GenBank genome assembly. NCBI's taxonomy places the organism in Eukaryota, Fungi, Mortierellomycota, Mortierellomycetes, Mortierellales, Mortierellaceae.
AUGUCCCCAGAAGGAGGAGGAGGAGCAGCAGUAGAAACAGGAGGACGAGGAGGAACAGGACCAGCAUUAGAAGAAUCUUCACGGCGAUAUUACUCUUCAUCGUCCUCAGAGCAGUGUCGUGAAUCGUGCUGCGUGGAUGCAACGCGCGCGCCGUACCAUGCACACUCGUCGUCGUUUUCUUACUCGGUAUACCCUCGUUCCUCGAUUUCUUCCCGAGCGCACUCUUAUCCUUCAGAGUCGUCGCGUGGCGCACCGUACUCGCCUGAUUCGCCUCGCACGCCGGCAUUUUCCCCGUCGUUGCACACUUCGUCGUCCUCGUCGCCAUCGUCCUCAACAUCGUCUUUUACGCCGACACCCUCACCCGCAACGGUGCACAACCCGCAUCAGAGAGUCAUCUUUCACGACUUGCCUCGAAAGCGCGUUUCAAACGCCUCUAAAAGAGUCAACAACAACGACGAACGGAUGGACGUGGACCAGCAGGGAGAGACUGCCGAGUACCCGAAAUCGGCGAAGACUACGACCUCAAAGACCGCUGCCAAACCAUUCAAGAUCCCUCGACCAGCCAACUCGUUCAUGUUGUAUCGUGCAGAGAAUGGCAAAAAAUAUCCAGGACUGGUUGCCACAGAGCUGUCGGCAAAGUUGGGUGAGGCAUGGAGAAGGGAGCCGCAGGAUGUUCGGGAUCGGUACGAUGAAAUGGCAGAACAGGCCAAGAGGGAUCAUGCUCUCAAGUACCCCGACUACAAGUUUGCCCCCGUCAAGCGUGGUACAGGCAAGCGAGCGCUCAAGUUGGCAGCGGAGGCAAUUGCUAACGAGAUGGCUGAGAUGGAUGCUGCUGCGCUGUUGAUCUCGAUGUCGUCCAUGACUCCCGCCACCGGUACCGGCCCCACUCCCUCUGGCAGCCGCGACCGUCAUCAGAGGCAAUAUGUACCCAUUGGUCAGGCGCGUCCCACAUCGGUGGCUACCACAGAGAUCCGACCCAGGGCACAACGUCCAUUCAAGGUAGCGAGCCUCAACAAAUCGAAUGUGCCGAUCUCCAACGACGCGAAUGUAUCCUCAGCAUGCAGUUCAAAUGCAUCAUUAUCCGACAACAACAACAGUGUCAGCAACAGCAACAACAUCAAAACAGAAUCACCUAACAGCAACGACGGGACAGAGGCACUAGUCAGUGAUACGAAUACAGCGUUGCAGCAGCAGCAGCAGCAACAGCAGCAGAGUAGUCGAGCGUAUCCUCAAUUGUCCCCUCCGCUAAUCCUGUUUCGCGAGGCGCUUGCAAGAAGGUCUCCCCAACUUGCGUCUUCGUUGGUAGCCCAAAUAGUGAUCAACGUCUGGUUCGGAGUGACCGAGGAGCUUCGGGAGCGGUACGAGAUCAUGGCCGAGAGCGACCCGCGGUUCAAGGAGAAGUCCAACUACGUCAACCACUCUCAAAUCAGUGGCACCCCUACCACCGCGUCCGAGGCCAUGAUGGCGAACCAGAUCGCACAGCUCCUCAAGAAGGCGGCCGCUGGUGAGCAGCUGGUCCUGCCCCACUCCAACAAGCGCAAGGGGUCCGUCAACACCGCCAGCGGGCAAUUACCAGCCGCCAAACUUGCGAGGCUCGCGCCUGCUUCCAUUUUUCUGCCUACCGAGCGAGCCCCUGCUCCUGCCCUUUCCUCUGCCCUUUCCCAGGAUACCCCUGCCCCUUCCCAGGAUACCCCUACCCCACCGUCUUCGACUCCACCUUCUCGAUCUCUCUCGUCUCUGUCUUCUCCUACUUCUAAGGCGAUUUCCGGUGUCCCUGCCAAGGCUGUCCCUGAUUCUGUUCCAGACAAGAUGGCCACUGUCCCUUCGCGAAAUGAUCUUGCGCCUGUUGUUGUGGUCCCGAUGCCUAUGGUCAGCCCGAACAAGCGCCAGACCAGAGCCUCUGUGACCCUGAUCUCCAUGAGAGGUUAUUCUCGUUCAACUUCAAUAACACCUUCUUCACAUUCGCCUUUGGUCGCUCCUUCUUCUUCGACUGCAAAGUCAUCAACGUCCAAGAGGGAAGUUCCACCCUUGAUCCAGAAGGAGAAAGUGAAAGGGAAGGUCGACGAGAUGGUGACACCUGCCAACCGCCCCGUCCGUCGUGUCACUCGUCCCCCAAGGUACCCUGCUUAG